AUGGCGACUAAUAUUGUCCACGAGUGGCUGCGGUCGCUGGACAUGUUACAGUACGCCGAGGCGUUCAUCGACAACGGCUACGACGAUCUGGAAAUUUGCAAACAAGUUGGACAGCCCGAUCUGGAUGCGAUCGGCGUUGAACACCCCGACCACCGAAUGGACAUUUUAGAUGCGGUCUCCCGGUUGAAAGAGGAGGGUGGAACGCAGGUAUAUUUUACGCUGGAGCCUACAGGGGAGUCGUCUGAUUCUGACAGAGAGAGGGAACUUAGCGGCGAUGAUAUGCUCGACAAGGACGAAGAUUAUUAUACCUACUCAGGCGGUCGUCGGGGUAAACACCCCGGACGAACUUCUUACCCCAAAUUGCAGCUAAAAAUGAUGGUCCGUGAUAAAUUAGUAGCCGAGGGAAUUAGAUUGAACUCGUAUCCAUUUACAAAACAGGAUGGUUCCCGUGGUAACAUUCGAGAGAUAGCAAAACGAUAUGCAAAAGAUCUGAAUACUUACCAAAAAGAUGUUUUUGAUCGUUUGGAAGAACUUCGUAAGCGAAGAGUAUCGCAAGAUUUGGAAAAUUCGCCUAUGAUAAGAUAUGUUGUCUCUAGUCCAACUAGUCCACGAUCAUUAAUACCAGAAGAAAUUUGUUACCAUGGUGAUCAAUUUACAGAGCCCCUCAUCUCUUCACCCGAAACAAUAAGAAGUCAGCACAGCACAAGGGUCAGUACACCAAAAUCAGAAGAAAGCGUUUCUCUGACGGCGAAAUAAAGAAGAAAGGCAGAAUCGGUAAACUACUUAAGAAGUCUUUCAAGAAAGAAAGAAAAUCCUCUAAUAAAUCCAAGCCAACUAGAAUGACGGAAGCUGAAAUCAACGCUAGUGAGAUUACAAUGAGUGAUGAUGACCGAAUAACGCUAAUGAAUUUGGUGAAAGAACGUGCACUUACAGUGGACCAGGCACUUACAAGACUUAAGCAAUACGAAGC
This is a messenger RNA of Saccoglossus kowalevskii, 970 nucleotides long. RefSeq names its product SAM and SH3 domain-containing protein 1-like. The record is from RefSeq and is a predicted model, not a curated record. NCBI's taxonomy places the organism in Eukaryota, Metazoa, Hemichordata, Enteropneusta, Harrimaniidae. Gene Ontology annotation, molecular function: protein binding.